This is a messenger RNA of Cannabis sativa, 2166 nucleotides long. Its product is annotated as pyruvate kinase isozyme G, chloroplastic. Gene Ontology annotation, molecular function: potassium ion binding; pyruvate kinase activity; magnesium ion binding. Bases 103 to 1833 code for a protein of 576 amino acids. The transcript has 12 exons. Gene Ontology annotation, biological process: glycolytic process. Gene Ontology annotation, cellular component: chloroplast stroma; cytoplasm. The record is from RefSeq and is a predicted model, not a curated record. NCBI's taxonomy places the organism in Eukaryota, Viridiplantae, Streptophyta, Magnoliopsida, Rosales, Cannabaceae.
GAGUUAUGUGACAAAAUUAAGUAUAUAAAUUGUCUGGUCAGGAGAAAGUCUGUUAAAUAUUUUCUGGGUUUCUGUCAGUUUUGCUCAGAACUGUCUUCUUCAAUGGCCACUCUUAACAUUUCAACCAGAAUGUCUCUCCUCAAACCAACCACCCCUGAUUUUCUACCUUCUUCCAACACCCUAACCCACUUCCUUGCAUUUCAAUCCAGACCCAGAAACAUUCGUCCGCCCCACAACAAGAACCAUAACCAUGCAUCAUUCACUCUUCGAUCCAUGACCAUAGCCGAGGAGAAACACAAAGGUCACCUCAACUCCUCCAAUGGCCCCCUGGGUAACACUGAAAAGUACUCUCUUUAUGAUGAUCAGUCCAUUGAUUAUUACUCAAUGGGCCAAGCAAGGGUGACUCCAAACAGUAGAAGAAAAACUAAGAUAGUUUGUACAAUUGGCCCCUCCACAAGUACACGUGAGAUGAUAUGGAAACUAGCUGAAACUGGAAUGAAUGUGGCUCGUUUAAAUAUGUCUCAUGGGGACCAUUCAUCACACCAGAAAACUAUUGAUCUUGUUAAAGAGUACAACUCUCAGUUUGAUGACAAGGUUGUUGCCAUAAUGCUGGACACUAAGGGGCCUGAGGUUCGAAGUGGAGAUUUACCUCAACCUAUAAUGCUUAAAGAAGGACAAGAAUUUAAUUUUACAAUUAAAAGAGGAGUCAGUACAGAAAACACUGUCAGCGUGAAUUACGACGACUUUGUGACCGAUGUGGAGAUUGGAGACAUACUACUGGUUGAUGGUGGAAUGAUGUCUUUAGUUGUUAAGUCGAAGACACAUGAUACUGUUAAAUGUGAAGUAGUUGAUGGCGGAGAAUUAAAAUCAAGGCGUCAUUUAAAUGUUCGUGGCAAAAGUGCAACUCUUCCUUCAAUUACAGAUAAAGACUGGGAGGAUAUCAAGUUUGGAGUGGACAACCAAGUUGAUUUCUAUGCUGUCUCUUUUGUUAAAGAUGCUAAAGUAGUUCAUGAGUUGAAAGAUUAUCUCAAAAGUUGCAAUGCAGACAUUCAUGUGAUUGUGAAAAUUGAAAGUGCAGACUCUAUCCCAAAUCUUCAUACAAUUAUUCCUGCAUCUGAUGGGGCAAUGGUUGCUCGUGGGGACCUUGGAGCUGAACUUCCAAUCGAGGACGUUCCUCUGUUACAGGAGGACAUAAUCAGAAGGUGUCAAAGAAUGCAAAAACCAGUUAUUGUAGCAACAAAUAUGCUGGAGAGCAUGAUCAAUCAACCAACACCAACAAGGGCAGAAGUUUCAGACAUUGCAAUUGCAGUACGGGAAGGUGCUGAUGCGGUCAUGCUUUCAGGAGAAACUGCCCACGGAAAGUUUCCUCUGAAAGCUGUCAAAGUAAUGCAUAGUGUAGCAUUAAGGAAUGAGUCAAGUCUACCAAUUACAACUGCUCCUCCAAGUGAAUUGAGUUAUAAGAACCGCAUGGGUGAAAUAUUUGCUUUUCAUGCCACAACAAUGUCAAACACUAUUAAUACACCAAUCAUUGUUUUCACAAGAACAGGAUCUAUGGCUAUACUUCUAAGUCAUUAUCGACCUCACUCAACAAUCUUUGCCUUCACAAAUGAAGUAAGAAUUAAGCAGAGGCUAGGGCUUUAUCAUGGCGUUCUGCCAAUAUAUAUGGAAUUCUCAAAUGAUGCGGAGGAAACCUUCUCUAGAGCACUCAAGCUCUUACUGGAUAGGGGUCAUUUGAAGGAGGGAGAACAUGUCACCCUUGUCCAAAGUGGUGCGCAACCAAUAUGGCGUUCAGAAUCGACUCAUCACAUUCAAGUACGUAGGGUCCAGAGCUAAAUUUUGUGCUGGCGGGAGUUUUCGUUUUUAGUGGCUGAUAGUAAACAAUAUGUUAAUUCAAGUUGUGAAUUGUAAGUGUAUAUUUGUAUGUAUUUUUGUUUCUUUUUGUUAAGAAAAUUUUCUUAAUUUUGCAAACAUCUUAAAUAUUUGGGGUUCUAGGUAGAAGCUUUCAUGUUGAAACAGUUAAUGUUGAUUGAGAUUUAGUCUGUCACUUAUGCAGACAUAAAAUUAUCAACAUUUUUUAUUCCCUCUUGUUGUAAAGCUAAUGUGUAGAAACCUCAAAAUUCUCAAGUGUUUUUAAUAUUUUAUGGCUGUAUAGAUCCUGCUCCAUAA